GCACUCUCGCAGCUGUCUCCUCGCUGCCGAUCUCUCCUCGAACGUUAACCUUUCUAUACUUGCUUACGCUAGUUUUUAUUGAUUGAGCGACCUCGUCAUCAUGCUAUCAUCACGAGGCCGCAACAAUGCGCAGUUGCACAAGAUCCCCUGGCGCUACGCCUUAGCACGCACUUACGACAAGGAGACCAAUCCGUCGGGAAUGAUCUCGUUUGGAUUGGCAGAACAUGCUCCAAUGCGUGCAGAGAUAUCCAACUACAUCAACACCAAGGUUGAAUUCAAUGUAGCAUCCGUCGCCUAUGGCUCUGGUAAUGAUGCUACUGCUCGUCUACAGAAAGCUGUGGCAGCGCAUCUAGACGAUAUCCUCAAGCCAAUCGCUCCAAUUGACCCCGAGAACCUCAUUGUCGCCAGUGGCGCAACAGCAAUAGGAAGCAUGCUUGGAUUUGCGUUGGCUGAGCCGGGUGAUGGGAUCCUCGCUAGUAGGCCGGUUUAUGGGCGGUUCGAGCUCGAUUAUGGCGUUGAAGCAGGCGUGCAGAUGGUCUAUGCGGAUACCAUGACGGAGGAGGCAUUUGCUCCUUCUGUUGUCGAGAAGUAUGAGAUGGCACUUGAAGAUGCUAAAGCGAGGGGUGUUCGAAUUCCAGCAUUGCUCCUAGUGAAUCCGCAUAAUCCUGUUGGCCGCUGCUACUCCGUCGAAACCCUAACAGCAAUCCUCAAGUUCUGCGACAAACACCAACUUCAUAUCAUCAGCGACGAGGUCUACGCUUCUUGUGUCUUUGACACUGGGGAUCCCAGCGCCGUGCCAUUCACAUCUAUAUUAUCCCUCAGCACCCCAGAACUGAUCAAUCCUGACCUCGUCCACUUGCUAUGGGGAUUUAGCAAGGACUUCGCAUCUGGAGGCCUCCACCUAGGUUUUCUAAUUUCACAAAACGCAUCCCUCCGCCAAUCCUGCAAAGCAAUCCUACGCCUCCACAAUGCCUCCUCAGCAGCCAUAACAAUCGGCACUGCCAUUCUCGAAGACCGGACCUUCGUCCACGCCUUCACAGCAAAGUCCCAGAAAGCUCUCGCUUCUACAUACCGCAUCGCAACAUCUACUCUCGACCGUGAGGGAAUUAAAUAUAUUAAGGGAGGAAACGCAGGAUUUUUCAUCUAUAUCGAUCUAUCGCCUUACCUGCCCUCACCAGCACCCGCACCAUCAUCAGAACAUAAACACAGUCCAUCCGCAGCCGAAUUCGCCCUCGCCCAGAACUUCGUCGAUGCCGGCGUCUUCCUUCAUCCAUGUGAAGAACACGGAAUGAUACCGGGGUGGUUCCGACUUGUUUUUGCCCAGGAGGAAGAUGUGUUGAUUGAGGGCUUAAGAAGGAUGAUUGGAGUACUCAGAAGUUUGAAGUGACGUAAUGUUUUAGGAAUUAUUUUCUUGGGUUGGUAGUCUAUGUAGUUCUCACGACUUACCAACUUGACCAGAAACCUUGGUUGGGCAUUGGAUUGUUCUUGCAUCUCGAGAGUUAGUUGGUCGUGACAGUUUGGGGUGGGUACUCGUGCUGUGUGGGUGAAUGAGACUGACUACUUGAUUGAUUGAUUUGAUAUAUCUCAGCUAGCACCACAAUGUAGUAAUAU
Messenger RNA from Aspergillus ibericus CBS 121593, 1611 nucleotides. Its product is annotated as aspartate aminotransferase. Gene Ontology annotation, biological process: biosynthetic process; amino acid metabolic process. The record is from RefSeq and is a predicted model, not a curated record. Lineage: Eukaryota; Fungi; Ascomycota; Eurotiomycetes; Eurotiales; Aspergillaceae. Bases 101 to 1387 code for a protein of 428 amino acids. The transcript is spliced from 9 exons. Gene Ontology annotation, molecular function: transaminase activity; pyridoxal phosphate binding.